Molecule: messenger RNA, 540 nt
Organism: Haplochromis burtoni (Burton's mouthbrooder)
Lineage: Eukaryota; Metazoa; Chordata; Actinopteri; Cichliformes; Cichlidae
Gene: isy1
Product: ISY1 splicing factor homolog
Biological process (GO): generation of catalytic spliceosome for second transesterification step; mRNA 3'-splice site recognition
Cellular component (GO): Prp19 complex; catalytic step 2 spliceosome; post-mRNA release spliceosomal complex
Source: RefSeq, a predicted model, not a curated record
CUCCUCUUUGGGUAAAUGUGUCCCUCUGCUUUGUCUGUCAGGACGGCCCUGGCUCGGUUCAGGCAGGCUCAGCUGGAGGAAGGAAAAGUCAAGGAAAGAAGACCCUUUCUGGCCUCAGAGUGCAGUGAACUUCCUAAAGCUGAAAAAUGGAGACGACAGCUGUGCUGGAGGCGGUCCACAGGUGGAAAACAGAGAGAGAGUCUCGAGUGUCUGGAGAGCAACAGCAGGAGGAGGAAGAGGAGGAGAGCAUCUACACCGUCUACAACGAAGAGCCUGAUGACCAGGAGAACCAGGAGGAGCAGGAGGGAGAGGAUGGAGGACUCGCCUUCAUCGCACACGUACCUGUUCCAUCUCAGAAAGAGGUGGAGGAGGCUUUGGUCAGGAGGAAGAAGAUGGAGUUGCUGCAGCGUUACGCCAGCGAGACUCUUCAGGCUCAGAGUCAGGAGGCCCGAGCUCUGCUGGGGCUCUGACCCAUCUGUCUGCUGCUAUAAAUACAGGCGUGUUUUUUACCUUUUCUUAAUAAAAACUUUCUGCUCUUCA